Oryza brachyantha (malo sina) is the source of this 1628-nucleotide messenger RNA. Its product is annotated as cinnamoyl-CoA reductase-like SNL6. Gene Ontology annotation, molecular function: 3-beta-hydroxy-Delta5-steroid dehydrogenase (NAD+) activity. Gene Ontology annotation, biological process: steroid biosynthetic process. Bases 219 to 1328 code for a protein of 369 amino acids. The record is from RefSeq and is a predicted model, not a curated record. Lineage: Eukaryota; Viridiplantae; Streptophyta; Magnoliopsida; Poales; Poaceae. The transcript is spliced from 5 exons.
CCUUAAACGCAACCCCUCACCCACCCAUCACAACACGCGAAACCACCACCUCCACGCGACGCGAUACGAGUUGUUGCGCGGAGACGCCAAGGCAGGGAGCAGAGAGGAUCAAGAGCAACGAGAGAUCGAUCGAUUCAACAAGAGGGUCAAGAGCAGCGAGAGAUCGAUCGAUCGAUCGGAGCGGCCGCCAUUAGCGGCGGCAUAUACAUACGUACUACAUGGGGGUGCUGCGGAGCACGCAGAGCAUGGAGGCCGAGGUGGAGGAGAUGCGGGCCGCGCUGCUCCGCCACGGCGCGGGCGCCUGGAGGUCGGGGGCCGCGGCGAAGCGGGCCGCCGGGGCGGAGGAGGGGGCCGCGCCCGAGGCCCGCACCGUGUGCGUCACCGGCGGGAUAUCGUUCGUGGGGCUCGCCGUCGUCGACCGCCUCCUCCGGCACGGGUACAUCGUCCGGCUCGCCCUCGAGACGCAAGAGGACCUGGACAAGCUGCAAGAGAUGGAGAUGUUUGGUGAGAAUGGCAGCGACGGAGUCUGGACCGUGAUGGCAAAUGUAAUGGACCAAGAUAGCUUGAACCGAGCAUUCAAUGGUUGUGUUGGCGUCUUCCACACAUCAUCCCUCGUCGAUCCAGGGGGUAUCUCUGGCUACACGAAACACAUGGCGAUUCUGGAAGCCAGAGCGGCGGAGCAGGUGGUCGAAGCCUGCGUCAGGACAGAGUCAGUGAGGAAGUGUGUUUUCACCUCGUCGCUACUGGCAUGUGUGUGGAGGCAAAGCUACCCUCAUCACCGUCGCUUUCCCACCAUCAUCGACGAGAGCUGUUGGAGCGACGAGAGCUUCUGCCGCGAAAACAAGCUGUGGUUUGCUCUGGGUAAGACGAUGGCGGAGAAGGCGGCGUGGAGGGCAGCACGGGGCAGAGACCUGAAGCUCGUGACGAUAUGCCCGGCGCUGGUCACCGGCCCGGGAUUCCGCCGGCGAAACUCUACUCCGUCCAUCGCCUACCUCAAAGGAGCGCACGCGAUGCUGGCGGAGGGCCUGCUGGCGACGGCGGACGUGGAGAGGGUAGCCGAGGCGCACGUCCGCGUCUAUGAGGCGAUGAGCGGCGCCGGCGGCGGGGCCGGCGGGCGGUACAUCUGCUACGACCACGUCGUCCGGAGCGGCGAGGAGUUCGCGGAGCUGCGGCGGCAACUGGGCCUCCCGAUCUCGCGGCGCGGCUUCUCCGACGGCGGCGGCGACGGCGACGCCCGGUUCGCGCUCUGCAACGGGAAGCUGGCGAGGCUGGUGUCCUCGCGGAGGAGGUGCACCUAUGACGUGUACUACCCCGCCUCAUACGACUAAAGAAAAGGUGUCGAGUUCGCGGGUGUUGCGAUUAACCUUGUAUAGAUUUUUGGUGCGUUAAUAAAGCUAGCUAGAUAAAAUAUUGUACAGUAAAAAACAUAAAGAAAUAGAUAGGAGUAGGGUCGCAAUGAGCAAACGCCCCACUGCCCGAAACAUCACCGGAGAAAGAUAGUGAUCGGAAAUGCGAAAUACGGAAAAAAAUACAAGGUGGAAACUCAAUCUAGCUGAAAGCUCGUGCAGACAACAACAACAAAAAACUAUCUAAAAUCAUAUAAAAAUUCCAUAUAUAGAUAAUAUGAU